Messenger RNA from Abrus precatorius (Indian licorice), 3148 nucleotides. Its product is annotated as probable inactive ATP-dependent zinc metalloprotease FTSHI 2, chloroplastic. Gene Ontology annotation, biological process: proteolysis. NCBI's taxonomy places the organism in Eukaryota, Viridiplantae, Streptophyta, Magnoliopsida, Fabales, Fabaceae. Gene Ontology annotation, cellular component: chloroplast thylakoid. Gene Ontology annotation, molecular function: ATP-dependent peptidase activity; metalloendopeptidase activity; ATP hydrolysis activity. The coding region runs from base 118 to 2787 and encodes 889 amino acids. The transcript has 11 exons. The record is from RefSeq and is a predicted model, not a curated record.
CUUAUCCGAAAACAAAGAGUAGCGUUGUGAAGUAGUUCUUGUUCUUCAGCUUCGUCGCGUGAUUUCACUCCCAUUUAUGAAAAUGUGAUUUGACAUUUGUCUCACACAAUAUACUCCAUGGCUUCUCAUUGCCUCCUCCGUUAUCUUCCUUCACCAUCUUCAUCUUCAUCUUCCAUAAACCCCAAAUCCAAAAGGUUUCUGAAACCCCCAUAUUGCCCUUCCAUCUCCUCGCGAAUUCAAACCCCAGAACCCGACAAUGACGACCACGACGACAAAACCCCCAACAACCACCUCAAUUUCCUCAAGCUCUCCGUAACCCUCACCAUCAUAUCCGCUUCCCUCCCACAACCUGCCGUCGCCGCCGCCACUAAGGGAAAGAAACGUGCACCCAGAAAACAAUCCACCAAAAAACUCGAAGCUCUGUCGCCGGAGGAGCUGAAGACUUGGACUGAGGGGCUUCCUGUUGUCUCUGAUCGUCUUCCCUAUAGCGAAAUCCUCGAAUUUAAGAAGAAUGGGAAGCUCAAGCACAUAAUCAAGCCUAAUUCUUCGAAAUUGAAGCAACGGGCUGAAGCGGUUCUCGUGGUUUUGGAUGACUCGAGAGUGGUGAGAACAGUGUUGCCUUCGUUUGAGAGUCACAGCGAGUUUUGGGAUUCAUGGGACGAGUUAAACAUUGAUGCUUUGUGUGUGAAUGCGUAUACACCACCCAUUAAGAGUCCAGAGUUGCCUCCUCCUCUGCUUUUGGGGAUUUGGGUGCCCCCUUUUGUGAAGAGCCGCUUGGAUUCGCUUUUACAAAAGAGGGAAAUACAACCCGUUAAGGAGUCUAAAAAGGCCGCAGAGUUGAGGCAAGCGAGGUUGGAGUUGAAGAGACAGAAGGAAGAGGAAAUGAGUAGGUUGAAGGAAGAGAGGGAGGAGUUGGCGAGGAGUAUAAGGCUUCAGAAGAAAGUGGAGGAGAGGAGAAGGAAGAAAGAGAUAAGGAAGAGGAAGUAUAGGGAAUCAUUGCAGGAAGCAAGUCAUAGAUACGAGAGAAUGGCUGCUUUUUGGUCUAAUAUGGCAAAUGAUGCAAAUCUGGCUAAUGCACUUGGGGUGGUUUUCUUCUACAUUUUUUAUAGGACUGUGGUGCUUAGUUAUAGGAAGCAGAAGAAGGAUUAUGAGGACAGGCUCAAGAUUGAGAAAGCUGAGGCUGAGGAGAGGAAGAAGAUGAGGGAGUUGGAGAAGGAGAUGGAGGGGAUUGAAGACGAUGAUGAUGAGAGUGAGGUGGGGAAAGGGGAGGAGAAUGCUUACUUGAAAAUGGCAAAGCAGUUUAUGAGAUCGGGAGCACGUGUUCGAAGAGCACAGAACAAAAGGCUUCCUCAGUAUCUUGAGAGAGGGGUGGAUGUGAAGUUUACUGAUGUUGCUGGGUUGGGUAAAAUUCGGCUUGAACUUGAGGAGAUUGUCAAGUUCUUUACCCAUGGAGAGAUGUACCGAAGGAGGGGAGUGAAAAUACCAGGUGGGAUUCUUCUUUGUGGCCCACCUGGAGUGGGAAAGACAUUGUUGGCAAAAGCAGUGGCUGGCGAGGCAGGGGUUAAUUUCUUCUCUAUUUCCGCUUCACAGUUUGUGGAAAUAUAUGUUGGUGUUGGGGCUUCUCGUGUCCGAGCACUUUACCAAGAAGCGAGGGAAAAUGCUCCCUCUGUUGUCUUCAUUGAUGAGCUAGAUGCUGUAGGAAGAGAGCGUGGCUUGAUUAAAGGUUCAGGUGGACAGGAACGUGAUGCUACUCUUAAUCAGCUCCUGGUGUGCUUAGAUGGGUUUGAAGGAAGGGGGGAGGUGAUCACUAUUGCAUCCACUAACCGACCAGACAUUCUGGAUCCUGCACUUGUGAGACCUGGCCGGUUUGAUCGGAAAAUAUAUAUCCCCAAGCCUGGUCUCAUUGGCCGCAUAGAAAUUCUGAAGGUCCAUGCUCGUAAAAAGCCAAUGGCUGAAGAUGUGGAUUAUAUGGCUGUUGCUAGUAUGACUGACGGAAUGGUUGGUGCAGAAUUGGCCAACAUAGUUGAGGUUGCUGCCAUUAAUAUGAUGCGUGACUCAAGGACUGAGAUUACUACUGAUGACUUAUUGCAAGCUGCACAAAUGGAAGAAAGAGGAAUGCUUGAUAGAAAGGAGAGGAGCCAGGAGACAUGGAAACAAGUAGCUAUAAAUGAAGCUGCAAUGGCUGUUGUGGCUGUGAAUUUUCCUGAUCUAAAAAAUAUUGAGUUUGUCACAAUUGCUCCUAGAGCUGGUAGGGAAUUGGGUUAUGUUCGGGUGAAGAUGGAUUCAAUCAAAUUUAAUGAAGGAAUGCUCACUCGACAAUCCCUCAUCGAUCAUAUUACUGUUCAACUAGCUCCCCGUGCAGCUGAUGAACUUUGGUUUGGUAGUGGUCAGUUGAGUACGAUAUGGGCUGAAACUGCAGACAAUGCUAGGUCUGCAGCAAGGACAUUUGUUCUUGGUGGGCUUUCUGAGAAGUAUCAUGGAAUAUCCAAUUUCUGGGUGCCCGACCGAAUUAAUGAAAUUGAUUUGGAAGCAAUGCAGAUUCUCAACAUGUGUUAUGAACGUGCAAAAGAGAUCUUGGAGCAAAAUAGAACGCUGAUGGAUGCUGUGGUGAAUGAGCUUGUUGAGAAGAAAAGUUUAACCAAACGAGAAUUUUUUUGUCUAGUAGAGUUGCAUGGCUCCCUAAAACCAAUGCCUCCCACUAUACUUGACAUUCGGGUUGCCAAGCGUAGGGAAUUCCAAGAAUUGAUUAAUAACGGAAAGGGGUCAACUCUAAAGAGCCAAGCUUAAAAAUUUCAGGGGCUAAUGUCCCAUCAAUUUUGGGAAAUUUUCUACUAUAUGCAUUAAAGUGUACCUAAUUACUGUAUUAUAUUCUUUACUUCAACACCGGCGGAGUAUAGACAUUAUUUUGUUGGGUCUUUAGGAGAGGAUCCAUACAUAUUUCCUAGAUUUUCUUAACUUGGGAGUUAAAUUUCAUGUUUCCCAAUCUUUGCUGGAAAGCCAUGUUACAGAUUGAAAUUUUCUUUUGCAGGGGGAGGUCAUUCCUGAGUUAUUGUUUAACUACCUCUAAUCUCUGGACUUCGAAUUACAUUUUAUGUUCAAAAUAAUGAACUAGUAAUUACCUAAGCACAUGAUUUGGUGCGAUUCUUCG